AUGCUUCUGGAGAAAGGGAGCCGGCUACGCCUUCUGGAAAGCCUUCGGUACCGGGUUCGAGACGCACAGCUGUGGUCUCAGCUCUCACUCUUUCCAUCGCUAGAGAUCUCAGAAGCCAGCAGAUUAUCUAAUCUCAAACCGGACUUUUCGAUACGUCUUGGCCCGGACAAGGCAUCUCCAAGUUCAGCUUCCCAGCCUCGCGUUUGGUUGCCAAAAGAUAUUAAUAUCCGUCACCCAAAUAGUCUGCCUAAUGCCGAACUUGCCAGACUGCAAAUUUGUCUCGGCUUUCAUAUGAUCCCUGGGGAACAUAUGGCAACGGUGAAAAGGGUGAGAGGUGUACCUGUUGUGAAUGAGCAUGUCGAUAUCAUGCUACUAGAUCAAACUCCGGCCGGCUUUGGAAAUACUCACCUCCACGAGUUUCAGGGAAUUGUUGAAAGACCUAAUCGGGACCUGCCAGAGCCUAUAUCGAGAUGUUUCGAAACCUUGGAAUCAGAUAAUAUCACGCGUGGUUCCGUUCCCUUCGGGCAGUCCUCCACUCCUCUUCAGUCCCAGAGUCGACACAGAGAUUCAGAAGGACAGGAUGAUAUGUUGUUGUCAACUAGUUGGAAAAAUUCCUUGAAAGAAAUAAUCGAACCACCAGAAGAAGAUAUGCUUCUAUCGCAAUGGAGUAGUAGCACACCUUCACUUGGAUCCCAGUCAACUUUGGUCUCAGACCUGUCGCCUUGGCCACCCCCUUCCUCUCUGAAGCGGGCGGCAUCGGAACUCCAAAUACUCAAUCGGGUCGAAACACCCCCGAGUUUAGAUGUUUCUUCGGCGUACAAGCUUACGGAGGCUGCAAUGCAGAUAUUAAUCUCAGGCUAUGACUCUCACCGUCUCCGAGUCGGAGACAUGAAAAUUGACGGACCUCUCCCCGAGAAGUCUCUCUCAAAGCUCGCUCCCGUGAUAUUCAGCCCUGGCUUCAGAGAUUCAAUGGCAAAUAAUGUUCGUUUCAUCCCGACGAUCUCUCAAGCAAUAUCCUCUACCUUGCUACGAAACGUGCAGUCCCCAAGCCUGCGGAAGAAAUUGAUUGGGUUGGCGAAUUUAGCAACUUCAACCCCUCAAAAACAAAAUAUGGGCCCGGCAUACGAAGCUAGCGGGUGCCUUGCGGCUGUAGCGCAAGCAAGGUUAUGGAGCAUGAUGCAGAGGAAAUUAUACGACCCUUCCGAGUCGAAAAAACUGUCUUGGAAGACUUCCUACUCGGCUGAUCAAGCCACGGCAAUAGAAUGCGAGGACCAGCAACCAUUCGAAGACCUUUUGGUGCAGGUGAGGGACGAAAAUGGUCAAGCUACAGAAGAUUUGUUUAAGGGAGACCCGGAAGAGUUAAUAGAAGGAGAGUUUAGUGAUAUAGGUGAUGACUUUGAGGAUCUCCUUGAUGACAUUGGUGACGAUGAUGAUGAGCUACUAGAAUAUUUAGACAAGAUCGAGACGGGGCGAAUGAAGGCCAGGGAGGAUGCAGCUGAGACAUCCUUUGACAGCAGCUUCAAAAAGAAGGCCAGUAUAUUAUUGUUUGCGCACGAGACCGCAGAUGAAUUCAUGCUUGUAUGA
Molecule: messenger RNA, 1584 nt
Organism: Venustampulla echinocandica
Lineage: Eukaryota; Fungi; Ascomycota; Leotiomycetes; Helotiales; Pleuroascaceae
Exons: 3
Coding region: 1-1584 (527 amino acids)
Source: RefSeq, a predicted model, not a curated record